AUGUAUCAAGGUCGGCGAAGUGCAAGACGAUUAGUUCAAAUAUUCGGUGUUUCUGGUAGUACCAUGCGUCGAAUAAUAAAGGACGAUCUUAAUUUACAUACUUAUCGUAUUAAAACCCAACCAAAAUUAAGCGACGAUCACAAAAAAAGAAGAACGUCGUUUGCAUAUUGGGUGCGAAAAUCAUUAAGAAAAGAAGAUCAUGGUAAGAUUUUAUUUACCAAUGGAAAACACUUUUCAUUAGAAGGUGUAUUUAAUCGUCAAAAUGAAUGUGUUUACGCCGUUAGUCGAGAGGAGGCAGAUAAGCAAGGAGGCAUAAAACAACAAGCUAAAUAUCCAAAAAUAAUCAUGGUGUGGUUAGGUGCCUCAAAAAAUGGUCUUACGUCUCCGAUCAUUUUUACACCUGGUGAAACAUUAUCACACAAGAAUUAUUUUGAAGUCAUUCUUCCACAUGCACAAUCUGAAGGUAGCCGGCUAUUGGAUGAUGAUUUUAUCUUCCAACAAGACAACGCCACACCACACAUUCAUGAUAAAUCGUUGGCAUGGUGUGAAGAAAAUUUCGCACAAUUUAUUAGCAAUCGUACAUGGCCAUCAAGUAGUCCUGAUCUUAAUGUUCUGGAUUAUUACGUACGGGAUGCUAUCACCAAUAAUAUGCGGUGGGCAAGAUUAAAAAUUAUGAUUCAUUAA
Molecule: messenger RNA, 684 nt
Organism: Rotaria sp. Silwood2
Lineage: Eukaryota; Metazoa; Rotifera; Eurotatoria; Philodinida; Philodinidae
Source: the annotation of a GenBank genome assembly